AAACCAAGGGGCAGGCUAGCGUCAGUGUUAAUUAAGAGAUUCGCGACUGAACACUUUCGGGAAACAUAAUUUUAUUAUUAUUCUAUUUAUUGCUGUGUGAGCUCUGUCAGCUGAGGAUCGAUGCCACGCACAACCAAGAUGAGAGGUGAUCGACUGCUGCUGUGUGGUUGUUGUACGGUAGCUUGUGACAGUUAGUCUAGUUGUUAUCUAUCAUACAGUAUCUUUAGUAAAGCACCCUGUCUGACGGUCAUGUCUGUCUUGAUUGGUAGAUCAAAGGCGAAAUUGUGGCUGGUUGAUGGCGGCACGGAACGGCAUGACCAGAACAGAUCUACUCACGUUAUGAGCCGCAACGAGCAUCGCAGCGUAGCAUUCCUGACGGGCCCACUCGACUCGACUCGACUCGACUGUCACUCGACUCACUGACUGAUGUCUGGAAGAAGAACCAACGAACGAUAACCAGUGGCCGGGCCCAAUGAACAACAAGAGAGCAAAAUUAAUCAAUAAAAAAUGCCCAAGUCAGAGUAUUCAAGAGCGGGAAGCUCUUCGGCAAGAAGGAAGAAGAAGAAGACAAGGUCUUUGUCCACCUCCCUCGUUGCCAUAAUAUCCGUCCUUGCGUUGCUGGUAUGGUGGGAAACCAAAUUGCAAGAUGGCGGGAGCAUCCGAUCCUUACUCCAAGCCUACACGGACUCUCUCGUGUUCCAUAGAGAUCGGGACGAAGAUCCAACCUUGUUUUGUCCGGCCUUGCAAAAGGCAGUACUACGCCACGAUGCAACAACAGGAACCAGAAGAAUGGCAGUUCAUGCCUUUGUCUGCAACUCGGGACAUUUGCCUCUCUUGCUCAACUCGUUGAUAUCCAUCCAACGGCUAGUAUCCUCGGCAGUAGUACAUGAUGUAGUUUGGAUGCCCAUUAUUGUCUUGGCCAUGAAUGAGGACCUCUGUCCACAACUUUGGCAGCGACUGCACAAGCAGCAAGGCAGCAAUAAUAAGAAUCUACGGAACAUACUACUGUGCAUCCCGGAGUACGACAAGAAAAUCCUGGAAGAAAUGCAAACCGAUGCCAACCAGACGUAUCAAGAGUACCUUUCUAUUUUCAAGCAGUCCAAGAACAUGACACUCACGGACACUGCGAGUUGGGGGACCGAAUCACACAAGACACUCAUCAAUGCCAAGUUGUUUGCCUUGCGAGAUAUCCUUCACUGUGGCAUCGAUACUUUUCUCACGGAUGUCGACGUGGUCUUUUUGAAAGAUCCAUGGCCCUACUUGGAACAACAAGAACAAGAUCAUGAUAUUGUGGGACAGAACGACACCAAUCCAACUUACAAACUCAACUUGAAUUCGGGGUUUAUGUAUUGGAGAGACACGAGUCAAAACCGGAAUCUCACCCAAACUCUUAUUCAGAACAUGAUUUUGGAUCGCAGCGACCAAACACAAGUCAAUGAGCUGCUCUUUGAUCGACAUGUUCCGGUGAAGAUUCUACCAUCCAUACAGUUCCCCAAUGGCAAUAUUCUGGGUCAAAUGAACGAUACUCAAUUGUUCUCACAAGCUGUGGCGGUUCAUGCCAAUUGGAAUAAUCACCUCGACGAUAAGACACAAGUAUUCAAAUCAAGAAACUUGUGGUUUGUACAAGAAGAAGAUCACGAGUGGAAUACUACCGGCACGGUACUACUGCAGGAUAGACAGACCCCUACUGCAAGCAAUGGCUAACCAAAGAAUCCGAGCAGGAACGAAAAAGUGGUGAGUUUCUUUUGCACAAGCCGCCUACAGACAGCAAAAAGUCCGUUUCUAGCCCAGUGAUGUAAUUUUUGCUGGUAUGUCUUGUGUUUGGCUCCGUCCUGCUCCUGUCGCCUUUCAUCCGAACUUGCUCUAACGAAUCCAAGGGGUCCUCGCAGCUCGUUUCCGGUGGACCCUCUUGUCUUGCAAUCUCGCGUUCGGAGCGGCAAGCCAACGUGUCACUGGCUAUGGUAUUCGAUUGGAUCGG
Messenger RNA from Seminavis robusta, 1978 nucleotides. Lineage: Eukaryota; Bacillariophyta; Bacillariophyceae; Naviculales; Naviculaceae. The record is from the annotation of a GenBank genome assembly.